Molecule: messenger RNA, 1398 nt
Organism: Podospora anserina S mat+
Lineage: Eukaryota; Fungi; Ascomycota; Sordariomycetes; Sordariales; Podosporaceae
Exons: 2
Coding region: 1-1398 (465 amino acids)
Cellular component (GO): cytoplasm
Molecular function (GO): identical protein binding; L-ornithine transaminase activity; pyridoxal phosphate binding
Source: RefSeq, a predicted model, not a curated record
AUGGCCCCUCACGCCUCCUCCUCCUCCUCCUCCUCCUCCAACGACACUCCCCCCUCCUCCAACGACACUCCCCCCUCCUCCUCCUCCUCCUCCACCACCACCAAACCAACCGACCCCUACCACGCCUCCUCCACCACAACAGCCAUCACAACAGAAAACACCUACGCAGCCCACAACUACUCCCCCCUCCCCAUCGUCUUCGCCCGCGCCUCGGGCUGCCACGUCUGGGACCCCGAAGGGCGCCACUACCUCGACUUCCUCUCCGCCUACAGCGCCGUCAACCAAGGUCACUGCCACCCCGCCCUCGUCAAAGCCCUCACCGACCAAGCCGCCCGCCUCACCCUCUCCUCCCGCGCCUUCCACAACGACGUCUUUCCCCAAUGGGCCAAGAAGGUCAGGGACGUGUUUGGGUACGAGAUGGUCCUGCCCAUGAACACGGGCGCCGAGGCGGUCGAGACGGCCAUCAAACUGGCAAGAAAAUGGGCGUACAAGGUCAAGGGGGUGGAGCAAGGGAAGGCGAGGGUGUGGAGUGUGGAUGGGAACUUUCACGGGAGGACGAUGGUGGCGGUGAGUCUGAGUGUUGAUCCGGAGAGUAGGGAUAAUCAUGGGCCGUAUGUACCGCUCAUUGGGGCGAGACACCCGAGCACGGGGAAGGCGAUUAGGUAUGGGAGUGUGGAGGAUGUGGAGGAGAUACUUGGGGAGUUUGGGAAGGAGACGGCGGCGUUUAUCAUUGAGCCCAUUCAGGGUGAGGCCGGGGUGGUGGUGCCGGAGGAUGGGUAUCUCAAAAGAGUUCAGGAGCUGUGCAGGGAGUAUAAUGUGCUUUUGAUUUGCGACGAGAUCCAGACGGGGAUUGCGAGGACUGGAAGGAUGCUGUGCAGCGAGUGGGAUGGGAUCAAGCCGGAUGUGGUGACGUUGGGGAAGGCGAUCAGCGGGGGGAUGUACCCUGUCAGUUGUGUUUUGAGCUCGAAGGAGAUUAUGGGGGUUAUUGAGCCUGGCACUCACGGGAGCACGUACGGUGGAAACCCGCUUGGGUGCGCGGUUAGUAUCAAGGCUUUGGAGCUGGUCGAAGAGGAAGGCUUGGUCGACAAGGCCCAGAAGCUGGGGGAGAUUUUCAGGAGCGAGAUCAGAGGGUUCAACAGCAAGAUUGUGGAGCUGGUGAGGGGGAGGGGGUUGUUGAACGCGGUGGUGAUUGAUGAGAGCGAGACGAAUGGGAGGACGGCGUGGGAUUUGUGCAUGUUGUUGAAGGAGAAGGGUGUUUUGGCCAAACCGACCCACGGCAACAUCAUUCGCUUCGCACCACCGCUGGUCAUCACCGAAGAUGAACUCAGAAGCGCCCUCAAGACCAUCAAGGAGGCGCUGGAGGAGUUGCCAAAUGCCACCAAGCACGAGGCGCACUGA